CAUAACCUUUCCAGAUAACUUUUGUAAAUAAAGCAUCAUAUUAUAAUUUUUAUUUUAAAUAUGAUAUCUACGAUAUCCGUUUUAAGUAGAAUAAAAUAUAUUGUACCUGAACUUCAACGUAUAUUACCCAAUAUAACUUUUUACGAAGUAAACGAUGUAGAAACAGACAAGAAGUUCAGAGAUUCCCAAGUAAUAAUUGCGGAUUUUGAUUUAAUAGCACCUUAUAUUUAUGAUUUAUCACAAACAAAGUGGGUCCAAGGAACAUGGGCGGGAGUGGAAAAAUUGAUGGAAAAAGUUGACAAAUCGAAACCUCCCCCGUUUCCAAUAUCUCGGUUUACUGGUGAUCACUUUGGAAAACUAAUGAGCGAAUAUGUCGUGUCAAAUAUUGUAAAUUUCGAGAGACGAGCUUUCAAAAUAAGAGAAAAUCAGAUGUUGAAACAGUGGGAUCGGGAUAAUGAUAUUCAUAAUUAUAGAGCUAUUUAUGAUUUGACUAUAGGGAUCUUGGGAUUAGGUAGUAUUGGGUCUAGAGUUGCUAAAACAUUGAAUAACAUGGGAGCAGUGGUAUAUGCAUAUGGUAGAAGAGAUUCUAUCGAUUUAGAUGAAUUUGAAUAUGUAUCGAAAUACUUCAAUAGUGAUCAUUUAUCGGAAAUUUUGAAAAGUUGCGAUUACAUUGUUAAUAUUUUACCCAAUACUCCACUCACAAAGGGAUUACUGAAUGAAGGUGUUUUAGAAAACUGUAAAAAUAAGCAGAGCGUUUUUAUAAAUGUUGGUAGAGGUUCUAUUAUCUCUGAAGAAUGUUUGUUGACUGCUUUGAAAAAUAAAUGGAUAUCUGGAGCAAUAUUGGAUGUUUUCGAAGAGGAACCUCUAAGAAAAGACAGUGAACUUUGGAAAACUCCUAACGUAAUUAUAACACCUCACGUGGCAGCAACUAGCAGAGCGAAAGAUAUAGCAGAAGUAGUUAAGGUUAAUCUACAGUAUUAUGAAGCGAAUUUGAAAAUUCCAGCUACCAUUGAUUUCAUCAAAGGGAUUCUCAAAAUACUUCACCUUAAUAAUAAACUGUGAAAGCAAAGGGGAAGUACCAUACAAGCAGAAAUGACAUUAAAUGGUAUACGGACGGAUUAAAAACAGCAAAAGGAACUGGAUUAGAAGUGUACGUAACCAGAACCGAACACUCUGAAAGUCUGGACAGAACAUUAAGUAUUUUUCAAGCAGAAAUUAAUGCAAUUGAAAAAUGUGUCCAAUUUAAUUUAAAAAGGGUCUAUCGCAACCAGGAGAUCAUAAUCCUGUUCGUUAGUCAAGCUUCCAUUAGAUCUCCAAGCUCUAAUAUCAUAAAAUCAAAACCCUGUGAAGGGAAAUUGAGGAGAAGAUUAGCUCGCUAAAGCUGGGGCAGACAAGCCCUUCAUGAGGUAUUAGCUACAGAACAAUGGAAAAAGCACUGGGAAAGAAGAAGGUAGAUGGGAGCAAAACCAAUUACCUAUACCUAUAUAAACCUAUACGAGUUGAGACAGGCAAAGACUCUUCUGGGAAACUAUAUCCAGAGAAAAUCUGCUGAAUGUAUCAACCUAAGCUAGAACAAUCUACGAAUAUCAACAGGAGUCCUACCUGAGCAGAUAAUGCUGCACGAAGGACGACAUCUCUAUCCCUAUUCUCUCUAAGUGUGAAACACUAAAGAACUCCAUGGCACUACACCUGGGUGCGAAUGGAAUAGAAGACGAAGAUCUUAAUUAAAGCCAUACCACAUUCUAGACUUUUUAAAAGGAGUGGAAUUAACGGAUCAGCUGUAAAGUCUGGGUUCUCCAGUAUCGCAGCAAGAAAGGUGGACACAAUAAAUCCUUUGGGUCGCAAUGUAUAUGAGACACCAAACCUAUUCAUACAUCAAAAUAUCAAGCAAAUAAUCUGUCUUAUAACAAGAUAAUAAAAGAAUUUUAGUAUUCAAAUGCAUUAUUUUUAUCAAAAAAUCAAUAGAUAAAAUGAAAAUUUUGGUAAGGUUAGGUUAGGUUUCGUUAGGUUAGGUUAGGUUGUGUUAGAGACUGAAUUGAAGUUAAAUAAAAAUGAUUUCAUUCAAUCAAAUAUUUCAAUUGGACUUAAAUCUAUAAACUUUUUUGUUUUCUUCUAUUGAUGAAAUGGACGGGUCUAAUGCUAUCAGAGGUCUCCAGCAGGCCUCAAUUCAAGAUAUGAACAAAUCCCUCUUUUUUUUUCUCCAGGAAGCAUAAUUCAUGCAGAUGGCUGGCUAGCCUAUUGAUGCCUCAGCAAUGAAGGCUACACUCAUGAGUGAGUCAAUCACAAUUAAAGAUUUGUUUCUGAUUUAUACUCAAAUAAUUUGAGUAAUUUGAGGCCAGCUGGAAAGCAUUCUUCCGCGAUAGGCAUGUACCUUAAGAAGAUUGAAAGGAUAAAAUCAUAGAUUAUCCAUGGCGACGAGAAUGUCGUAAAACUGUACCAAAAAUAGACCCAUUCGUUUCAUUAAUAGAAGAAAUCAAAAAAGGUUUUUCAAAUGUAAAAUUAAAAGUCCAAUUGAAAUAUUUGAUUGAAGAAAAUCAUUUUUGUUUCAGUCUCUGACACAUCCUAACCUAACCUAUCCUAAUCUAACCUAACCUUACAAAAAUUUGAAUUUUAUCUAUUGAUUUUUUGAUAAAAAUAAUGCAUUUGCAUACUUUUUUCACAUAAACUCUUUUACGCAUGCGUCAAACAUCAUGACUUGUCACUCACAGAUCGAUCUUGAUGAGAUCUAUCGAAAAAAGUUAUCUAUGGUUCGAAAUAUGUCAGUAAUAGCCACUUCCGGUAUCUCCGGAAGUGAAUGUUUCCGCAUAAAAUAGAUAUGAUAAAUCGAUUACUCUUAAUAUCAAUAGUCUAUGUAUCGAGUUUCAACAGGAUCGUCGUGGGGUGUCAAAAAUACUAUUAAAUAAUUUAACCCCCUAAAAAUGUUACAAAAAUAAGAAAAACCGAUGCUCGUGGCAGAAAAUUGAACGUUUUUGAUUAAAUCAUAGAGUAAAUAGCUUUAUUCCAAUUUGUACCAUCUAAUAAUGUAAAAUUUUCUAUUAGAACUAUUAAUUCAAUUAAAAAAAAAUCAUACAAAUAUUAUUGUAAUGAAAAAACCCUUUUACCACCUGAAAAUUUUUAUUUGCUCCCCUAGGAAUAAAUAGAAAAAUAAGAUUUACUUGAAAAAGGGAUAUUUCUAUUAGUAAAGUCAAAAUAUAUAACCUGGCAUCAAUCAGAUUUUUGUUAUUUGUGACAAAAUUGCGAAAUUGGUUCACGUGUUUAGA
Molecule: messenger RNA, 3260 nt
Organism: Diorhabda sublineata
Lineage: Eukaryota; Metazoa; Arthropoda; Insecta; Coleoptera; Chrysomelidae
Product: glyoxylate/hydroxypyruvate reductase A-like
Exons: 6
Coding region: 61-1062 (333 amino acids)
Molecular function (GO): NAD binding
Source: RefSeq, a predicted model, not a curated record